CCGGCCUUGGUGACGGCGCGGCCCCGCCUCCCUCUCCUGCUCUCGCCAUGAUCUGCCUGGUGCUGACCGUCUUCGCGCACAUUUUCCCCGCCGCCUGGACGGGGAUUAACGAGCGCACCUUCUUAGCCAUAAAGCCCGAUGGCUAUCAGCGGCGCCUGGUUGGCGAGAUCAUCAGACGUUUCGAGAGGAAGGGCUUCAGGCUGGUCGCCAUGAAAUUAACGCAGGCGUCGGAGACCCUCUUGAAGGAUCAUUACAUUGCUCUGCGGGACCGUCCGUUCUAUGAUCGCCUGGUGAAGUAUAUGGGCUCCGGACCUGUGGUGGCCAUGAUCUGGCAGGGCCUGGACGUGGUGAAGACUGCCCGCCUGAUGCUUGGCGAGACCAAUCCAGCCGACUCCUUGCCGGGCACCAUUCGCGGAGAUUUCUGUGUGGACGUCAGCAGGAACGUGAUCCAUGGCAGCGACUCCAGAGAGAGCGCCCAGCGCGAGAUUUCUCUCUGGUUCAGACCCGACGAGAUUGUCUGCUGGCAGGACCAUGCCGAGAGCUGGAUCUACGAGUAAACGGAGUGCGGAGCUGUUGCAUAUUACACAGGGCUUUUUCUGUAAGGAUCAAAUCUAAGGGUUCUGUUACACGUGAAGCGUUCCUUCCCGGCAAUCGCCUGCACGCUAGCGGGGGAGACCGCUGCUAUUACAUGCAGCAAUCUCCUCCUUAGUAUGGGGAAGAGCGAUCGCUAAUGCCUACGCUCAUCCUCUUACUGAAUCAUUGUUUGCCGGCAGCCGAUCGUAAUUAUACAGCACGAUCUGCCGCCAACAACCAAGGAUUUUUAAACCCUCUAAAAUAUUACAUUUUACCCCAUGAAAGAACGUUUGCUCGUUCAUCUGGUAAUCAUCGGCAGUAUUACACUGCCAGAUCAUUGCUAACGAGCGUUACUAUGAAUGCUUGUUAGCGAUGAUCUUCACGAUUAUCUUCUAGUGUGAUAGGGUCUUAG
Bufo bufo (common toad) is the source of this 985-nucleotide messenger RNA. It is a transcript of the gene NME3, whose product is annotated as NME/NM23 nucleoside diphosphate kinase 3. Bases 48 to 557 code for a protein of 169 amino acids. Gene Ontology annotation, biological process: GTP biosynthetic process; CTP biosynthetic process; UTP biosynthetic process. Lineage: Eukaryota; Metazoa; Chordata; Amphibia; Anura; Bufonidae. The record is from RefSeq and is a predicted model, not a curated record. Gene Ontology annotation, molecular function: nucleoside diphosphate kinase activity. The transcript is spliced from 5 exons.